UUUCCCCACUUCCUUCUGAGGGAUCUGCGUGGAUUGGCCGGUCCUGCGUCCACGCACCGCACGCUGUCAGAUCUGCGGGGUUCUGGGAGCGCAGAGUUCUUCCACAGCAGAGAUCCCGUCACGCAGCCAUGCAGCUUUUGAUUUGUUGAGGCAGAGAAAGGAGGCGUCGUUGUUAGACGGAUGAAAAUGAGGACAAGAGACGACGUCAAACUGAUCAACCAGGGCUUGGAGGAUGAGAUGGAGGUCCGUGGGUACCGACCCUGUCUGUGGAAGAUGCUCCUGGUUGGCGUGGGCGCUGUUUGCUCUGGUGGUCUCCUCCUGCUGCUGCUCUACUGGCUUCCAGAGUGGGGCGUCAAGGGAACGUGCACUCGCACGUCUGUGAGGGACGCGCACACCCUGCUCCUCAGAACCAAGGAUGAGUUCAGGCAGUGGUUUCGAGUCAGAGUCCACAGAAUGUUGGCUCCUGGGAGGAAACCCUUUGGCGAUCUGGAUGUGAAACCCCAAACUCCAAACGGAGACUUCGUCCAUCAGAUCUGCUCUGUUUCUGAGGAACAUCCUCCUGAUGGACAACAGCUUCAGAUCCGAUACUUCACACACCACAGCUUCAGAUACUACUGGAAUGAUGUUAUCCAGAACUUUGAAUUAUAUCAAGGCCUGGAGGAUGUGAAGGUGAGCUGUGCCCACAUCCACUCUGAACACAGCUGUGGUCUCACCAAAACACUGCAGGAUUACAGGAGGUUGUUUUUUGGGGAGAAUGAGAUCGCUGUGAGAGUCCCGGCUCUGUUCAAGCUUCUCAUAAAGGAGGUUCUGAAUCCCUUUUACAUCUUCCAACUGUUCAGUGUUGUUCUUUGGACUGCUGAGGACUACUACUACUACGCUACAGCCAUAGUUUUAAUGUCGGUCAUAUCAAUAGCUACCUCUCUGUAUACCAUAAGAAAGCAAUAUGUGAUGCUCCAUGCCAUGGUUUCCGCCCACAGCGUGGUCCGUGUGUCUGUCUGCAGAGGAAAUAAAGAUAUUGAACAGGCCAUGUCGACGGAGCUUGUCCCCGGUGAUGUCAUCUCCAUCCCAGCCAAUGGAAUGGUGAUGCCCUGCGACGCCGUGCUCUUCCAAGGAACCUGCGUUGUGAACGAGAGCAUGCUGACAGGCGAAAGCGUCCCAGUGACCAAAACCAGUCUGCCCAGUUCAGGUGACGAGGCAGCUAGGAGAUACAACAUGGAGGAACACAAGAGACACACACUUUUUUGUGGUACCCAUGUGAUCCAGACCCGCUUCUACGCCGGGCAGUUGGUGAAGGCUGUUGUAAUCCGAACAGGGUUCAGCACUGAGAAGGGCCAGCUGGUGCGAUCUAUCCUCUACCCUAAACCCACAGACUUUAAGCUGUACCGGGAUGCAUACCUGUUCCUGCUGUGUCUGGUUGGUGUGGCAGGGAUCGGCUUCAUCUACACCAUCGUCCUCAGCAUCAUGAACAAGGUUUCAGCUAGAACGAUCAUCAUUGAGUCUCUGGACAUCAUCACCAUCACCGUUCCGCCGGCCUUACCGGCAGCCAUGACAGCCGGCAUUGUGUACGCGCAGCGGCGUCUGAAGCGGGUCGGGAUCUUUUGCAUCAGUCCUCAGAGGAUCAACAUGUGUGGCCAGCUUAACCUGGUUUGCUUUGACAAGACUGGUACCCUCACUGAGGACGGCCUCGACCUUUGGGGAAUCCAGAGAGCCGAUAAUGGCAGCUUUGUUUCAGCGGAGUCGGGCAUGGCGGAGGAGCGUCUGAUGGACACGGCGUUUGUUGCCUGCAUGGCAACGUGUCACUCACUGACCAAAAUAGAAGGAGAGCUCUCUGGAGACCCUUUAGAUCUCAAGAUGUUUGCUGCUACAGGCUGGAUAUUAGAAGAGUCUACAGAGGAAGAAACGGCUCUCCACGACCCGCUGAUACCCACGGUUGUUCGGCCUCCAAAGCAAACCAUCUCUGAAAGAAACCAGAACCGUUUAGAAGUCCAGAACACGCUCCAGUCUGGUGAGAUCGGUAUAGUGCGACAGUUCCCCUUCUCCUCGGCGCUGCAAAGGAUGAGCGUGGUGGUCCGGAGGUUGGGAGAAAAACACAUGGAAGCCUUCCUGAAGGGGGCGCCAGAGGUCGUGGCCAGCCUUUGCAAACCACACUCAGUGCCUCAGACUUUCACAGAAACCCUGGAGAAGUACACCAGGCAGGGCUUCAGGGUGAUUGCUUUGGCACAUCGACAGCUGGAGUCCAAACUCUCCUGGCACAAAGUCCAGACCCUCAGCAGGAACCUGAUAGAGGACAACAUGGAUUUCCUGGGUUUGAUCAUCAUGCAGAACAAAAUCAAACAGGAGACGGCUGGCGUUCUGGCAGAGCUACACAGGGCUAGCAUCCGCACUCUGAUGGUCACAGGAGACAACAUGCUUACGGCCAUUUCUGUGGCCCGAGACUGCGGAAUGGUCCGUCCGCAGGAGACCGUCAUCAUCGCCGACGCUGAGCCUCCAAAAGACUCCCACCGUGCCACCAUUACGUGGCAUUAUGUGGACAGCCCUGCUCAGAGAGGCGGGGCCGAUCAGGCGAAGAUAAGCGUGGAGGAGGAGACGUAUCAGUUUGCUGUCAACGGUCGAGCCUUUGCUGUUAUCACAGAGCACUUUCCUCAGCUGAUGCAGAAGCUCGCUCUAAGAGCCACCGUGUUUGCUCGCAUGGCUCCUGACCAGAAGACCCAGCUGGUGGAAAUCCUGCAGGGCAUUGACUACACUGUAGGGAUGUGUGGAGACGGUGCCAACGACUGUGGGGCGCUGAAGCGAGCUCACAGUGGGAUCUCUCUGUCGGAGCUGGAGGCGUCGGUUGCUUCACCCUUCACUUCGUCCACCUCCAACAUUUCCUGUGUUCCCAGCCUCAUCAGGGAGGGACGAGCGGCUCUCAUCACGUCGUUCUGCGUAUUUAAAUUCAUGGCUCUCUACAGCAUCAUCCAGUACAUCAGUGUCAUCCUGCUCUACUGGAUCCUCAGCAACUUGGGGGACUUCCAGUUCCUCUUCAUCGACCUCGUCAUCAUUCUCAUCAUUGCCUUCACAAUGAGUCUGAACCCGGCGUGGAAGGAACUGGUGAGGCAACGUCCUCCAUCCAGUCUCAUCUCAGGACCUCUGCUCUGCUCAGUUCUCACCCAGAUCCUCACAUGCCUGGGCUUCCAGGUCUUGGUUUUCAACUUGGUACAACAACAGAGCUGGUAUGAGACGUGGACGCCUCAGUCAGAUGCCUGUAACGCCUCCAGAUCCAUCUUCUCCCACAGCUCCAACAGAACGACCUCUCACGACCACAAAAACAUCAGGAACUAUGAGAACACCUCCCUCUUCUACGUGUCGUCCUUCCAAUAUUUAGCUGUGGCCAUCGUCUUCUCUAAGGGAAAGCCCUUCAGGCAGCCCAGUUAUAAGAACUGGCCGUUUAUGCUGUCUUGCAUCGCUCUCUAUUCUUUUCUCCUCCUCAUCAUGCUGUACCCCAUCCCUGCUAUCGAUAACUUCCUGGAGGUGGUGUGUGUUCCACAUGACUGGCGCACUACUCUGGUCGUCAUCAUCGCGGCGAACGCAAUGGUGUCUCUCGUCUUGGAGAUUUUGAUCGUUGACGUCGUCUUAUGGAGGCUUGUUUUCAGAGGAAGUCAAGGGCCGAAUGGCCCCGGAGAAUCCUCCUCUGGGGACACACCACAGGUGGCUAACUACCGCUGGGGGGCGCUGUUCCUGUCCCGGCUCUUCUGUCGGAGGAACAAGCCCCCGAAGGUGCUGUACAGGCAGCUCGCUCUGGAGCUGCAGGAGGACGCCGCCUGGCCCCCCAAACCCUCCGCCGUCACCUACGCCGCCGAUCCACAGAACCACAUCUCUGCCGCUCUUUGAGACAAACGGCCUGAAGAGACUAAACCCCUGUUCUGUUGGUGGAUCCUCUCAGUUAGCUGCUCAAUUAAAGGCAAAUACACUUUGAUCCGGUUUUUAGAUGGCAGAGUUAGGAGCCAUGUGGAGAGAAACACUGGAGGGAACAAACAUUAGGAUUCAUACUUGAACUGAAGAAUGGAGAUUUCAUCUGUAGAAACAUCUAAAUAAGGACAUCUGACAAAGAUAGUCUGAGUAAAGGCAAAAUGCAUUAUAGUAAGAAUGUGAAUGAAUGAAUGAAUGAAUGAAUGAAUGAAUGAAUCUGUUGCUGUACCUCCAGUUCUUUGGUCCUUCCUUUGGAGGCCCCCACUGAGGCUUUUCCAUAGCUGUGAGGACGUUUGGUCCAAUCUUCUGUUCUGAGUCAUUAAGUUCAGCCAUAUACUAAAACUAAUUAGUAAAAAAUGUCAACUUUAUUUUUUUUAAUUUUAUAUUUCUUAUUUUUUUAUUUUAAUUUUGAGAUUUUUCAGAUUAAGUUUUAAAAUUUUCAAAUUGCUUGUUGCAGAUUACAUUCUCAUCACCUUGAGUCCAAAACUACGGAAGCCCAGAGCGGUCGUAUCCCUCUGAUACUUCUUAACGGUGGUUUUCUCAAAAAACAAGUUAAUUUUCUCAUUAUUUAAAGAUAACGAAAGCCGUUUUCUUGUCAUUUCCAGAUGAUCGGUGUGAGUUAUAACUGAUUCCAUCCUUCAAUACAACAACAGCGGGAAAGGAUUUAUACAUAUAAGUCACGGCAGCCUGUCUGUGAUUCAGUAAAUAAUCCUGUGUUUAACUUUUAGGUAACGAGAUGUUGUUGGUUUGCUGGUUUGCUUCCACUUCUGAUUCCUAAGCAAUUAGACCUUUGCCUCCAGGUGUUCUCAGAACAGCUAUGGUGUUACGCCUGGAACAGCUAUAAGAUGCAUUAACCCCCAAAAUGAGUCCAGAUUAAAGAUUUUCAU
Cyprinodon tularosa is the source of this 4835-nucleotide messenger RNA. Its product is annotated as probable cation-transporting ATPase 13A3. Gene Ontology annotation, biological process: intracellular calcium ion homeostasis; polyamine transmembrane transport. Bases 181 to 3870 code for a protein of 1229 amino acids. Gene Ontology annotation, molecular function: ATP hydrolysis activity; ATPase-coupled monoatomic cation transmembrane transporter activity; ATP binding. Gene Ontology annotation, cellular component: late endosome membrane. The record is from RefSeq and is a predicted model, not a curated record. NCBI's taxonomy places the organism in Eukaryota, Metazoa, Chordata, Actinopteri, Cyprinodontiformes, Cyprinodontidae. The transcript has 33 exons.